Molecule: messenger RNA, 1041 nt
Organism: Cordyceps fumosorosea ARSEF 2679
Lineage: Eukaryota; Fungi; Ascomycota; Sordariomycetes; Hypocreales; Cordycipitaceae
Product: Protein kinase-like domain protein
Exons: 2
Coding region: 1-1041 (346 amino acids)
Source: RefSeq, a predicted model, not a curated record
AUGGACGAUAUGGACGACAUCAAGAUUCCCGAGACUCUCCGCCAUCGCCCCCCGCUGCCUGAGAGCAGAGACUAUGGACUCGGCAUCGCACUUAUUGGUGAUGCCAUCAAAAGCCGCGAUCAGCGCAACGACAAUCCCUCAGAACCUCAACGGCGCAUUGAUGAAGCAGUCUUCAAAGUUGGCAGUCCACACAAGAUUGAACGCAAGCCCUUCGCUGCCUUGUAUCAAGAAUACUGGCAGGACAACAUGGACAAUGACAGAGACGAGGAGCUCGAGUUCUCCAGCAACUACCUCUUAUCCAAGGCGCCUGGCCGUCAGGUGAAUCUCGCUUGCCACCGCACGCGGUGGGUCGUUUACAAGGAAGGUCAAUUUAUUUCCUCCAACGAGAACAUCGCCCUCCGCAAUGCUGGCCAGCAAGGUCUACCGGUCCCGAAAAUCUUUUGCCGCGAAAGGCUUUAUUCUGCCGGUGGUGAGGACGUCUACAGUAUCAAAAUGAGCUACAUUGCCGGCCGGUCUCUGACCAAGCUCUGGGUCACGCUUACACACGAAGAGAGAAUCGAUGUCUUUACACAAGUCCGAAACAUGCUCUUACGACUUACGAUACCAGAAAAUGCUCCCCAAAUGAUUGGUAGCUGUGAUGGCUUGGACAUUCGUGACAGCCGUCUUACCAAAACGCACUUUGGUCCGAUUUGCAAGACGGAGAAGGAAUUCAACAGAUACAUGGUGUCGACCAUUUCGUCAGCUCCAGUCAACAUCCGACGCGAGUAUCUCCGCACCUUGAACCAAAGGCGACAUCGUAUUGUCUUUUGUCACGGCGACCUGUCCCCUGACAACAUCAUUGUGAACGAGGGCAUGCGAGUCAUUGGCCUGCUUGACUGGGAAGAUGCUGGCUACUAUCCUGAGUACUGGGAGAAUAUCAAGUUUUACUCUCGCCCUGAGAUGGUGAAUGGAUGGCACGAAUACGGCAAAUACAUCCUUCCUCAUGUCUAUGACGAGGAAGUUAAGAACUUUCUUGAGGUCCAGAAGUACCAGCUUCCGUAA